GUCCAAGAAUGCGAUUUUUUUUUGCUGAUCAGAGAAUAUUACAGUGCAGUGGCUGUAAACUUAAAUUCCAGCAGAAUGUUAAAAGUGAAUGCUGUUGCAAAAUGGACAGAGUGAUGGAACAUUUUUUUUUUUUUUUAACAGGAUAGCUUUAAAUAAUGCCAAAAAUUCCAGUUAGAGCCCAGAAAAUCUCUUCACUUUUUCUAGCUAUUUAAAGAAAGUAAUCCUAAUUGUUGAGGAUCAAAUCAAAUCAAAAUGAACAAAUCAAGUGCUACAGAAAACAGUAAACGGUGUGCCCAUUACAACCCAGGCUGUAGGAGCCUUUUGAAAACUCUUGAAUAAGCCGACAACUAAGAGAUAAUUCCAAGCAUCCCCCAUGUGGGAUUCUUCUUCCUUUUUUCUUCCUACUUACACUGCUACUUUAGCUGCUGCUGCUGCUGCUCAAUUUACACUCAACUCUGUUUCUGAACUGAACUUUUUUUCUUCUUUGCUCUUCAUAUUGAGCAAAGGCACAUAAUCUGAUAAAGUUCAAUCUGAAGUUCUCAGAGCUUCUUGAACUAACCAUGUGGGAAUCAGAAAGUGAUCCUGGUACUGGGAGGGAUUAUGGCAAUGGACAUCUCAGUGCAAGUAAGCAUGGUCUGAAAACUGAUGGUUUUGAGCAAAGAGGCCAAUCUUGGUAAUCUUUUCUCCCCCCACAAUCAUUUUGCUGAGAUCCCUGUUCCUCAAAUUCUAUCUUCAUGUUAUUUAAUGUUUUCAGUUAAAGCUACAGUUAAAGGCAAUCUUUGUAAAUGAGAACAAAAAUUAUGUAACAGAACUGAGUAAAAUGGUAAAAGUAAGCUAAUCAGUCUCUGUGUGCUUGUCCUGCAAAUAGGUAUGUUGCCACUGAUAUCCCAAGUGACUUUUUAGUACAAAUUGGAGAUGUCAGUUUCCAUUUACAUAAGUACCCUCUGCUUUCUAGAAGUGGGAAACUGAAUAGAAUCAUAUAUGACACAAGGGAAGACCUGAAGAAGGUAGUUUUGGAUGAUCUUCCUGGUGGACCAGAGGCUUUUGAGCUUGCAGCCAAAUUCUGCUAUGGGAUUGCUGUUGAUCUGACAGCAACCAAUAUCUCUGGCCUUAGAUGUGCAGCUGAGUACCUAGAAAUGACUGAGGAUUUAGAAGAAGGCAAUCUUAUAUUCAAGACAGAGGCUUUUCUCAGUUAUGUUGUUUUAUCAUCAUGGAGGGACUCCAUAUUAGUGCUCAAGAGUAGUGAGAAGCUGUCUCCAUGGGCAGAAAACCUCCAAAUCGUGAGGAGGUGUAGCGAGUCUAUAGCGUGGAAAGCUUGCGCCAACCCAAAAGGAAUAAGAUGGCAGUAUACUGGGAGGCCACCUAAAGUUUCUAGUCCAAGUUGGAAUGAGAUUAAGGAUUCCAGCCCAAGCAGGAACCAGCAAGUUCCCCCAGAUUGGUGGUUUGAAGACGUGUCCAUUCUCAGGAUCGAUCACUUUGUGCGCGUGAUUACUGCAAUUAAAGUGAAAGGGAUGAGGUAUGAACUGAUUGGAGCAGCAAUAAUGCAUUAUGCAGCUAAAUGGCUCCCGGGAUUAAUAAAGGAAGGAUCAGCAGCAGCAGCUGAUGAUGCAAGCACAUACAGCGGUCAUGAUAUGAGCAUGAACAGCAAUUGGAAAGGAGGGCUUCAUAUGAUUGUGGCAGGUACAAAAGAAGAUGUACCAAAUGUGCAGGCCAAAGAUCAAAGAAUGAUUGUUGAGAGCCUCAUCAGUAUAAUUCCUCCCCAGAAGGACAGCGUUUCUUGUAGCUUCCUUCUUCGGCUUUUGAGAAUGGCAAACUUGUUGAAAGUAGCUGCUGCCCUGGUUACUGAAUUGGAAAAAAGAGUUGGAAUGCAGUUUGAACAGGCAACAUUGGCAGAUCUUCUCAUUCCUUCCUACAACAAGACUGACACAAUGUACGAUGUCGAUCUUGUUCAGAGAUUACUGGAGCAUUUCCUAGUCCAAGAACAGACAGAAAGUUCAAGUCCUAGUAGACAAUCAUUUCCAGAUGUAUCCCAAAGAGGGGCAAACCCAAAUGCUAAGAUGAGAGUGGCAAGGCUAGUAGACAGCUAUUUAACGGAGGUGGCCAGAGACAGAAAUCUCUCACUAACCAAAUUUCAAGUCCUUGCAGAGGCGCUACCUGAUUCAGCUAGAACCUGCGACGAUGGCUUAUAUCGAGCAAUUGAUUCCUAUCUCAAGGCUCAUCCAACACUUUCAGAGCAUGAAAGGAAGAGGCUUUGUCGUGUGAUGGAUUGUCAGAAGCUCUCAAUCGAUGCAUGCAUGCACGCUGCUCAAAAUGAGCGACUCCCUCUCAGAGUUGUAGUGCAGGUGCUCUUCUCUGAACAGGUAAAAAUAAGCAACGCCAUAGCCAACAACACCCUCAAAGAUGCUGGAGAUUCCCUCUACCAGCCCAUGGUGACAAGCCGUAAGACAUUGCUUGAAGGGACGCCGCAGUCAUUUCAAGAAGGAUGGGCAACAGCCAAGAAGGACAUCAACACACUCAAAUUUGAGCUUGAAACUGUCAAGACCAAGUAUGUCGAGCUCCAGAACGAAAUGGAAACUCUACAGAGGCAAUUUGAUAAGAUGAUGAAGCCGAAGCAAACAUCAGCAUGGACUUCAGGAUGGAAGAAACUAGGCAAGCUUACCAAGAUGACAACUUUGGAAAACCAUGAUGAAGUAUCACAGAUCCCGAAUACAGAACAACCCAAACGGGCACCUCGAAGGUGGAGAAAUUCUAUUUCUUGAGACAAACUUUAGGAGUCAAUGACACAUGAUAUAUUUCACUCACUCUUUCAUUUUUUCUUGAAAGUAUUUCAAAGGUUUUUCCCCCAUCUAAGCUAUUUUUAUACUAAGUUGAACCGAUUCUUUUUCUGUACGUUGUUUAUCUGAGGAACUAGAUGUGUUUUUUCUACAUUUUUUGGGAAAGGGCUUUUUACAUUGCUCAUCUGAUGUUGUACCUUGAACUUUCUGUCUCUGUGGUGGUGGAAUUUAAAUUACUUCAUCCGUCUCUGUUGUACCCAUCAAAUUAUCUUCUUUUUUUUCAAGAAAAUUAUCAGAACUACUUAGUGCUGGAGUGUAGACAUGAUGAAUCAAGAAGAAGUCACUGAGAUAUUGAAAUAAAAACCCACUACUAAACAGGAACAAAUAUCAAAAAGAAGGAAAUAGAAAGUAAGACAAUAUUGAUGAGAAACAAGUUUCAAGGAUCUUAACCAGUUUUAUUGUAAUGAUGUUUCAAAAUGGCAGUAACACAUCAACUGUUUACCAUAAGCCACUUAUUACAUCACAACACAAACACACAUAAAACCAGAAGCUAUAGCCUACUGGGUUUGCAACACUUCAAUCUCGAACUCCAACACAGAGUUAGGCUGGAUACCCCAUGCAGGAAAUCCACCAGGUCCAUAGGCGUAAUCAGGAGAGCACUGCAAAAAUUGAAUUAUUUAAUGUAUGAGAAACUCUGGUGGUAUAUUCACAACAAGUUAUAAAUAAAUACAGCCUUAAAUAACUGGAAUCGUUACCGAUCAACAAGUUAAAAACAGUAAUCAAAGUUAAUGUCGAAUAAAGUGAGAACCGUAGGGGUGGAUUAUGAUAUGUUCAUAGGAGCCAAUAUUUUGUUAACCAGCUGCUUUAGCAAGUUAUACAUGUUCCCGAUAUUCAAUUGUCCUGCUUACUUCAAUCCCAAUUUCCUUCACCCAAGCUUUCUUUAGAGGGAUCUAUCUUGUUACAACUUCUUUUGUUGUCUCUUAGACCAUGACAAUCUUUACUAGACAUUCACCUUUUUUCAGGGCCAUCCAGAUUAUACUAAAUUUGCAAAUAAUUAAUGAGUAAAGAACUUUCACUAUACCCGUAGGCGAGCAACUUCUCCUACUUGCAUUCCAAGCACACCUUCGUCCCAUCCUACAAGCAAACAAGCAACACGAUUGAGAAGUGAAAAAUCCUCCAGGGGGGGAGAUCCAGACAGGACAGAUGACUAAAUGAUGUUAAUGAUUGUCGCCAUGGCUCAAAUAGGAAGGGAAAAAAAAAAACAAAUUAAAAUAAGGAACAUAGCCCACGGCUAAUGACUUGGUCAUAUAGAAACACAUCAAGGCCCUUGUAUCAGAUAUCUAUAAGAUAAAAUGUGCAUUACCAAGGCACCAACUUUCCAGCUCUGGUAGAUAAAGGUAGUUUCAUUACAAUAGCUAACUUCAAAGCCACAAAAUUCAUUAUCCUUUGAUGAAAUAGAGAAAGAUUAUAUCCCUAAAGCUUGUGUUUCGGCAGGUUCGUGUGCAUGUGAGCAUUGAAGCAGAGUAAUUCCAAAGGUGAUCUAGUGCUACAGUUGGUUCCACAAAGUUUAUCUAUCAUUUCAUGCUCACAUAGAGACUCUGUAAUACUAACAGAGCCAGCUUCCACUUCAAGGAUCAACACGAAAGCAAAACGUGGUUAGCUUAUUAGACUCGGAUCGAGGGACUGCAACCAAUGAACUAUACAAAAUUUCCAUCUUUACCCCCAAAAAAUAUUGUCCCUAGGCCUAAGUCCUAACCAAAUUCAGCCGAUUAGUCUCCACUAAAUUUCACACAGCUACUGGAAAAUUGAGGUAGUAAACGAAAUAGGGACACAAGAAGAACACUGGAACAUCUUACCUUUGAUAACUUUCCCCUGUCCAAUCUGAAAAGAGAAUGGCUGCUGCCCAGGAUCCUUGGUGCUGUAAUUAACAUUGCAUGAAAGAAAAAGGGAGCAAAUAAUCAAAAUUACUAACCCC
Molecule: messenger RNA, 4749 nt
Organism: Oldenlandia corymbosa var. corymbosa
Lineage: Eukaryota; Viridiplantae; Streptophyta; Magnoliopsida; Gentianales; Rubiaceae
Source: the annotation of a GenBank genome assembly